AUGUCCGGCUACGAUCAAUACAACCAAGGCCAGGGCGGCUACGGCGGCCAGCAAGGCUAUGGCCAGCAAGGUUACGGCCAGCAACAGGGCUACGGCGGUCAACCCCAGGGUUACGGUCAGCCCCAGGGCUACGGCCAGCAAGGUGGCUCUUCCGACUACUACAGUGGUCAGCAGCAGCACCAGGGCUACGGCCAGCAGCAGGGCUACGGCCAACAGGGUCAACACGAGCAGCAGGGAUACGGUCAGCAGCAGGGUGGCUCCGCCGACUACUACAGUGGCGGCCAGCAAUCCCACGAGCAGUAUGGCCAGCACGACCAGAACCGCCAGAGCGGCUAUGAAGGGCCCGAAGCUCAGGAGGGCGAGCGUGGUCUUGCUGGUGCUCUCGCCGGUGGUGCCGCCGGUGCCUUCGGCGGCCACAAGGUCAACCACGGCUUUCUCGGAACAAUUGGUGGAGCCAUCAUCGGAAGUCUUGCCGAAGACGCUGUCAAGAAGCACCGUAAUGGCAGCCACUCUCCUCAGCCUCCUCAAGGCGGCCAGUACGGCAACCAGUACGGUGGCCCUCCCUCGCAGGGUGGCAGCAACAACAGCAUGAUGGACACUCUCGGUGGCUUCUUCAAGAAAUAG
Molecule: messenger RNA, 624 nt
Organism: Penicillium soppii
Lineage: Eukaryota; Fungi; Ascomycota; Eurotiomycetes; Eurotiales; Aspergillaceae
Gene: hel10
Product: putative high expression lethality protein Hel10
Exons: 2
Coding region: 1-624 (207 amino acids)
Cellular component (GO): outer membrane
Source: RefSeq, a predicted model, not a curated record